Molecule: messenger RNA, 1465 nt
Organism: Camelina sativa (false flax)
Lineage: Eukaryota; Viridiplantae; Streptophyta; Magnoliopsida; Brassicales; Brassicaceae
Product: serpin-Z3-like
Molecular function (GO): serine-type endopeptidase inhibitor activity
Source: RefSeq, a predicted model, not a curated record
AUUCACAUCUGCAUAUAUAUAAUUUAGAAGUUAGACUCAGAUUCCCGACCUCUCCUGGAAAAAAGGAUGGAGUCAGGGAAAUCAAUUGAGAAACAAAACGAUGUCGUGGUAAGACUAGCUAAGCAAGUUAUCGAUACCGUUGCCAAUGGCUUCAAUCUUGUCUUUUCACCGACGUCAAUUAACGUACUGCUCAGUCUCAUUGCCGCCGGUUCUAACUCUGUCACCAAAGAACAAAUCCUCUCAUUCCUCAUGUCACCGUCAACGGAUCACCUCAACUCAGCCUUGGCCAAGCUCACCGAUGGGGGCACUGAGAGAAGUGAUUUGUGCUUAUCUGCGGCUAACGGUGUAUGGAUGGACAAAUCUGUUUCUUUGAAGCCUUCCUUUAAAGAGCUUUUGGAGAACUCUUACAAUGCUACUUGUAGUCAAGUUGACUUUGCUACCAAGCCUGGUGAAGUGAUUGAUGAGGUAAAUACAUGGGCUGAUGUCCACACCAAUGGACUAAUCAAAGAUAUUCUUUCACGCGAUUGUAUGGAGACUAUAGAGACCAUCCGUAGUAGCACACUUAUUCUAGCAAAUGCAGUCUACUUCAAAGCAUCAUGGGGUAGAAAAUUUGAUGCAAAUUUGACAAAAGAUAAUGAUUUUCAUCUUCUUGAUGGUAACACGGUGAAAGUCCCAUUCAUGACCAGUUACAAAGACCAAUAUCUAAGAGGCUAUGAUGGUUUCCAAGUUUUACGCCUCCCUUAUGUAGAGGAUCAACGUCAAUUCUCCAUGUACAUUUAUCUUCCUAAUGAUAAAGAUGGAUUAGCUGCUUUGCUUGAGAACAUAAGCUCGGAACCAGGAUUUCUUGAUAACCAUAUUCCACUCCAUCGUAUAUCAGUAGAUGCUUUCAGAAUUCCAAAGUUUAACUUCUCUUUUGAGUUUACAGCUUCAAAGGUUUUGAAAGAAAUGGGACUGAAUUUGCCUUUUAGUGAUGAAGGUAAUUUAACUGAGAUGGUUGAUUCGUCUUGGAAAGGUGACAGCCUGUACGUUUCAAGCAUACUUCAUAAAGCUUGCAUUGAGGUGGAUGAGGAGGGAACCGAAGCUGCAGCCGUCUCCGUUGCCAUCAUGGUGCCCCAAUGUUUGAUGCGGAACCCGGAUUUCAUAGCUGACCAUCCAUUUCUAUUCACGGUGAAAGAAGAUAAGAGUGGAGUUAUUUUGUUCAUGGGUCAAGUUCUUGAUCCUUCUAAACAAUGAUUGUAUUUUGUGGUGUGACGAUGACCAGACUAAGUCUCUUUCUCAAUUUACGUUUUGGAUAAUAAUAAUAACAGAGCCUUGUUCGGAUUCCAAUGAUGUAGGAACCACUGCUCUUUGUGUGCUUUUUUCCAUUAUGUGUCCUACUACCAAGUGAAAGAACAUUAAGUAGUAUGUUUGUUGUAUUUUGUGUCUAUUUCUGGUAUGAUGGAACUAAGUUUGGUGGUCCUACUUA